Bursaphelenchus xylophilus (pine wood nematode) is the source of this 10066-nucleotide messenger RNA. NCBI's taxonomy places the organism in Eukaryota, Metazoa, Nematoda, Chromadorea, Rhabditida, Aphelenchoididae. The record is from the annotation of a GenBank genome assembly.
AUGCCGCGAAUCCUGCACGACCUCGAAGAGGAGGAGUACGAUGAGCAGCCGGUGGACCUGAACAAGGAGGAGAUUCCCAAGGAGAUGCCCAUGCAAGCGCCGGAGACCACGUUCCCGCCGACCACCACCACCACCGAAGAAGCGACGACUUACGGAAGGUGGGUGAAGGGGAGAGUUCUGGAGUUUGUAGUGGCUGUAGGGGUCUGGGAAGUAUUGAAAAAAAUCACAAAAAAUAAAAAAAUUAGGGGCAAAAGUUCCUUAUUUUGGCCACAACUUUAUAACUUUGCGGAAACUGGUCGGAAUUAGCCCAAAUUUAACGUGCACGCUCAAUUCAUCGUUUUCAAUGCCCGAGCAGUGGAUUUAGUUAGUGAGGUACCUUCUUUUUUACGUGCCACCUUACCCUUUAAAAACGGCUGCAGCCUGUCAUUUACACUUUAUACGAUGAAACAUGUCCGGAACUAAAUUUAUUGCCUCCGUAUGGAACUAAAUGAGUCGACACAGCCUUCGUAGGUACCCAUAAAACUAUACAGCUAUUAUAGUAAUUCAGUGCCAGCUAGGUCGAAGCGUUUUUUCCUAACUUUAGUGCCCAAGCUUGGGCGCAGUUCGCGGAGUACCUUUGUUGUGGCCUAAAUAAGGAACUUUUUCCAAAUUAGAUCACGGGACUCUUGAACGGACAUUUAUCAGUCUGUCGGGAAAAUAAUGAGCACAAUGUCGCAUCGAAAAUCGCAUUGCCGCCGAGAAAAUUAAUUGUGUCGCGGCAAAAUUCAAUUGCUUUUCACUUCAGCGACGUGAUUGGCUGAGCGAUAUUGUACUCAUUAUUUUCCCGACAGACUGAGGGGAAACAAAAAAAAAGCAUUUAAUUUUAUAUUAUACAUACCUACUGUAAGGUAAAAAGUGAAAUUUUUAAUUGUCCAUUCUAAUGUACAGGUAGCUGGAUGACUAUCGUAGAAAUGGUAGUUAUCCAGUUUAUAUGGUGUAAAUUUUGAGCACAGCUCAAAACUCGACUUGAGUUAUUUUUCAAUCGUAUUAUACCUUCGACAAAUUCAGCCCUCUAAAAUUGCUGGGUAGAAACAGGCGUCCCUGUGACAUUCCCCUUCUCAAUUUUUUUCUAAAAUCCACUUUUAUUGCUUCUAUCAAUCUGUCGGGAAAAUAGUGUGGACUAUGAAAUUUCUGGGUAGAAACAGGCGUCAAUGUGACAUUUCCUACCACAAAAUUUUUUCCUAUCGCUCCAAAAACCGCUUGUCAUAAAAAAAAUUCCUUGCAAAAAGUCAAUUUUCGAGAUUUUUGACUAUUUUAUGAAAGAGAACCUCGGUUCUUCGCCUAUACGAUCAGACACCGGGUCUCGUAACACGCUGUCCUAGACAAGCUCUCCCAAUCCUCCAACAAAUACCAAUGACCUCUUUAUUCCUCCAAACACAAUACACAAGCAGGCCAAUACACUCAAUGUACUCCAAUUGUCCACACGCGCUGACGGCCAACCGCUCGCUCAGGCUGCGACUUCCAAACUAUUCUCCUUUCCUUCCAAAUCCACGUCUCGGUUGAUUGCGAUGUCCUUUCGGGUUUCGUGGCGGGACGCAGCGACCGGUUGAAUGCUUUUGCGGCGGCCGUGGCCUCACUUAUGUCUUGUAUUUCUUGAAAAUCACAUUGACAGAACAGGUUUUCUGCUCUUAUUUUUUCGAGUUUGACCAAAAAUGAUGAUUUUUGAACGAAAAAUUCACUUUCCACAACCUCAAAAUCAUCGUUACCGCAGUAAACUACAUCAACUAUUUCUUCAAACUCCAAAUUUUUUUUCCCCAAAAUCCUUCAAAAAUCUCAUUUUCCGCAGCAAAAAAACCCGUCGGAAAUUUAUGUUUACGCAAACGAACGUGUUCUAACGGCCUCAUUAUAUCCGUCAGCAGUUACCAUAGUAAUCGCAAGGGUAAAAACCAGCCUAUUUUCUGGAGGAUCUUGGGAAGAAAUUUGGGGAGAUAUUGUCCUUUAGGGAUAGCUGGAACUAAAGUGGGAGAUUUUAAUUUGAAUCUGCUGUCACGCAAGGUAUUUUUGAGCAAGCGAAAUUAUUAAACUGAAAAAGCUGAAAUUUUGGGGUUAGUGGAAGAUAGUAGUGGUUGGGAAAUUUAUGGGUUAUUAGUAUUUUUUAUAGUAGAAUUGGUCAAACUCCGACGCUCAAUGUUCAAUCAACCUUGCUGUAAAAUCAUACUAGAGCUUUGAAAUGUCUGUGCAAGACUUGUAAUAAAAUCAACUUACAUGGGAACUACUUCAUAUACGAUGCUCAGUUUUUUUUCAUUUUGCACAUAGAUUGGGCAUAGGUCAUAUAUCUCUCUGUCGGGAAAAUAAUGAGCACUCUGCCGCAUGGAAAAAGGAGAAAAUGAAUUGUGUCGCGGCUCACUUCGGCGGCGCGAUUGGCGCUGGGACGUUGUGCUCAUUAUUUUUCCGACAUACUGAUACUAAUCACGCAAAAAUACCCUAUGUAAAGUCCGUGGAAUUUACAUAGGGUGUUUUGACACACGCGCCGGCUUGUGCUCAUUAUUUUCCUGACCAACUGAUAUCAAUUCCCGUAAAUUUUGGCUCGCGCCUUGCAGAGGUAGCCGAGGCAUUCAACGAUCAUUGCCUCCGAGACAUCAGGCGAUGUGCGGCGAGCGGUCACAGGGAAAGCAUUUUUUUGCCAUUUUGCUUUCUUCUCUAAACAACGUUCUCUGUCAGAAACAAUUAUUUUUAACUUUUUCUUUAAUUUUUUAUGGCCAAGUUCAUCCACUAAAAACUCUUCCAAAAGGACUUUGAUAUCUGACAGGGGAAGUACUGCAAGUGCGACGCUCAGAUUUUGAUGAAACUUGGCACAAAUUUAGAAUAAUUUUUUCUAAGAUAUAUGCGAGAAUCCUAGCUCGCGCUUUACAGAAACGACCGAGAUUUUUGGAUCGAAAGUCGGCGAAAAUUUAGGACUUUUUGCCGAAUUUCGGCACGAAAAGUUUCAUGCCUAUUUCUACCGUAAAGGAUAAUGUUUCUACAAAAAAUCAAAUUUUUCCGCACGAAACUGCCGAAGUUAUGGCCAAAAAGCGCUUUUCUCUCUGACCGCUCUCCACGUUUUGCCCGCGUGCUCUCUCGGCUGCAAAAACCGUUCGAUAUCUCGGCGGCGCCCGCAAAGCGCGAGCUAAAACUUUCAGGAAUUGAUACUUAGUCCAUACCCGACGUGUGUGCAAAAUUUAAAGAAAAUCUGAGCGUCGCACUUGGAGUACUUCCCCUGUGAAAUAUUUUCGUCAUGGGUCAGUAAAAUACGUUGAAUUGGCAUGUCUCCUCAUUUCCCGCAUUCUCUCACCAUUCUGAAUUGUUGAAUAUCAAUGUCUGCAAUCAUAUUUUGAAUUUAAAUUUUUAGAAAUUAAUAUACCUUAUAACUACAACAUCUAGCCUAAAUUUUAACAAAAUCCAAUCAUUCUGCUUUGAGCCCUCUUUCCUGUAAAUUCCACAAAUUACUCACCUGACCCUGCAGCCAUUUCCUCGCUCCAUUUCGAAUGUUUUCGCGAGAAUAAUCAAAAUGGCCAGGAAUGAAUCGAAAAGACGUUUCUCAUUAUUAAUUCGACCAAAAUUCAAAUCGUUCCCCCAACAAGUCUUUCGCUCUUCCUUUUUCCCUCAGGGCUUUUGAGGAGGUCCGAAAGUGAAUAUAAAAAUGUCAAAAACGUCGUAUGACAAGAAAUUUUUUCUCGGGAUUUUGGGAUUUGGCGUCGAAUUUUGUUUUCCAUUUCGAGUAUUUUUGGGGGCUGCUGGGAAGGAUAAUUUUAACCAGGGAAGCGCUUCAAGUGCGAUAUUUAGAUUGCUUUGAAAUUUUGAAUAUAAAGCACUAUGUUUCAUACUAGCCCGUUCGUAAGUCGCUGAAGUUUUCACUGUCUUAAGAAGUCAGAACGAGAGCGACAGCCCGAAAAAGCUCUUUCCACGGUGCAAAAGCAAGAAAUUGCAUAGUGCAAGGUGCACUUUUGUUUUUUUUACAUUUCAUUUCGCAAAAAUCAAUCCAUAGACAUUGUGAACGGACUAGUAUCAAUUUCUGAAAAAUUUUGGCUUGCGCUAUGCAGCCGAGACAAAAAACGAUUUUUGAUUGCGAGAGAGUGAGCGAAGUAUAGAAAGCGGUCACAAAGAAAUGUUUUUUGGCCACAUCUUUUUCCAGUUUGCUGCAGCAAAAAGUUGUCCUUUUAUGGGAAUAUCCCAACGAGAGAGUGAGCGAAAUUGGGAGAGCGAUGUUGGUUCAACUCCCGAAGGCCGAUGGAGGUAGCGGUUUUCAGAUUUGAUAUCCCAAUUCCACACUCUCCAUCGCUGUAACAGUAGUUUUUAAAAAUCAGUCUGUGACUUACGUGACUUCCCUUAUGGCAAAAAAAUUUCGUCAUUUCCCAACAACUUUUUCGAGUUAAAACGUGAUUUCUUGUAGAGCAGAACGUUGCGUGCAUUGGCAAAGCCAAAGAUGGUUUUUUUUAUGUAUACUCUAGAAAAGGAUGUAAAAUGUUGACAAACUGUAGGGCCAAAAACCGAAAAAAUCUCUCUUAUUUCCGGGGAGCUAGGGAUCCUGUAUACGUCAGAGAAAAGCAUUUAGCUAAAAUUAGAUUUGUGCCUAGUUUCGUUGAAAUCAUAGGCCCAAGACAAUGUUGUUCCGUUUACAGGGCCUUACAAAAAACGUGAAGGAAAGUGGUUCGGUUGAAAAUCGCCAGGAAAUGUAGGAUUUUUUUGGGGUUUCUUAUAUAGUCUCUAAGAAAACGUGCAUAAUUUGCAAGUGUUGGCACUUUCCUCCUAUUUUUCAACAUCACCCGUAUCGAAACCCCACAAAACUUUUGGGUUUUCGACAGGAUUUGAAAGCUUAUUUUUGAACUGUCUGUCGGAAAAAUAAUGAGCACAAUGCCGCUGCGCCGAUCGCGUUGCUGAAAAAAGUGUUUCGAUUUUGCCGCGACACAAUUCAUUUUCUCGGCGGCGAUGUGAUUUUCAAUACGACAGAGUGCUCAUUAUUUUACCGACGGACUGAUAAAAAAGAUUUUAUCGAGAACUAUGAAGCGUAGCCUUCUAUUUUAUAUUCUUUUUUUGUGUUCUCUUGUUCACGAGCAUUUGGAAUUCUCGUCAAAUUUGGCCAAGUUUUUUUUUGUUAAUCUGAGACUGACAUGUCCAAAAAUAUUUCCCCAACAUAAACAGCCAAUUUAGUUUUUUAUAAAAAUAUCCUGCCUGUUCUUUUUACUAAUUAACACGUAUUUCAGCACGACCACCAAGGAAUCGGUCGGGAAGUACCUGCAGGACAAAGCCUUCGAUCUCAAGGACCGGGUCAAGGAGAAGGUCAUGGAAAAGACUGGAAGUAAGUCUUGUUUUUAUUAUUUUUUCGAAUCUAGAGAAUUGGAGAAGCUUCUGCCGAGUUUGAGGCAAAAUUUGAGAAAAUUUUGGAAAAUGCCUGAGGGCAAAAAUUUAAAAAAAAUUUAUUGUAGUGAAAAAAAGGUAAUUUUGGAUUAGUUCUGAAUAUUUGUGUGUAAAAUAGUAAAAAUAAAUUAAAAAUUGUAAAAGAAUGACUAAAAUAUUUUGAAAUUUUUUGAAAAAAAAAAUUUUUUUUUGCCCAAAAAAUUUUUUGCCCAAAAAAAAUUUGCCCAAAAAAAAUUUUUUUGCCAAAAAAAAUGAUUUUUUUGUUGCAUUGUCGCAUAAAAUGCAUUCUAUUUUUUUAAAAUAAUUUUUUUUAAAACGUAGAAUUCAAAAAAUUUUAAAAAAAUAAAAAAAAUUAAACAAUAAUUCAAAUGGUAAAAUACGAGCAUCAUUCGUUUUGGCACUCAAAACUUUAUUUUAGCUCUCCAUAAAUGACCUCAAAACAAAAAAAACAAAGAAUCUUUUUUCAGUGCCAGAAUGGGGAUUCGUUUUCUUCGGAAUCAUCGCAUUGCUCAUUGUCCUCCUGUUGGCAUUCCUGCUCAUCCGAAAAUUGUUCGGGAAGAAACGGCAUGGCGAAAAGAACAAACAAAAACAAGGUGGAAUCAAGGGAUUCUUUGGCAUUGGAGCCAACAAGUCCGGACAGCCGGAUUUGUUUGAUACCAAUAAAGUGAGUUUCGAUUUUUUUUUUUUUUUUUGAAUUUGAUUUUUCGCACGGUGCAAAUUUUUUGACUGCACCGUGCAAGAAUUUUUUUUUGCACAGUGCAAUGAAAUUUUUUAACUGAACAUUUUUUACUGCACUAUGGGUAAAACAUCUUUGGAAAAAUUACUUUUUGAACAGUGAAAAGUGUUUUGUUAAAAAAAAAAAAAAAUUUUAUUUUUAUUUCACGCACUGUGCAAAGUUUUUGACUGCACGGUGCAAAUUUUUUGACUGCACCGUGCAAGAAUUUUUUUUUUGCACAGUGCAAUGAAAUUUUUUAACUGAACAUUUUUUACUGCACUAUGGGUAAAACAUCUUUGGAAAAAUUACUUUUUGAACAGUGAAAAGUGUUUUGUUAAAAAAAAAAAAAAAUUUAUUUUUAUUUCACGCACUGUGCAAAGUUUUUGACUGCACGGUGAAAAUCUUUUUGACUGCACCGUGCAGUAUGACAUUUUUAGAAAUUUUGUAGAUGCACAGUGCAAAAAAUUUUUUUUUCUGCACAGUGCGCGAUUUUUUGGAAUUUGCGAAAUUUUUGACUGCACCGCGCAGGAUUUUUUUUGCACAGUGCGCUGAAAUUUUUCAACUAAAAUUUUGACUGUACAAUGCGGUCAGACAUUUUUUUGAAAUUUUUGUAUCUGCACAGUGCAAAAAUUCUUUUCUGCACUGUGCACCAUUUUUUAAGAAUCUUUUGCACAGUGCAAAGCAUACAUGAUAUAUUUCAUAUAUCAAAAACCGAUUAAAAUAUUUUUUCAGUUAGCAACAGACCUGGAAGGCCUUCAAGAGCACAUGGAAGAAAAUGAAAAGGAGCAAGCUGAGGAAAAAGAGGAAGUCAACUUGGGUCGGAUUCAAUACAAACUCGAUUAUGAUUUCCAGCAAGGCCAGGUAAUUUUUUUAUAUAUUUUUUGGUAUUCAAGGGGGACGUAUUUUAAACAGAUUUUUUUAUAAUUGGUCUCACCACGAAAACCUUAAUUUCUAAAAAGCGUCCAAAUUGAGACUUUACCAUGAAACGAAACGUUUAUGGACCUCAAUUUACUACUUUUUUUUGAUUUUUGACAAGAAAUUACUGUAAAAAAAACAAAAAAAAAACAAAUUUUUGGGUCCCACCACGAAAACAUGAAUUUCUGAAAAACCUCUAAAUUGAUAUUUUAUCAUGAAAUGGAACGUUUAUGUACCUCAAUUUUUUACAUAUUCUAAGUUUUUGACAAGAAAUUAUUGUAAAAAACAAAAAAAAACUAAUUUUUGGGUCCCACCACGAAAACAUGAUUUUUUAAAAGGCGUCUAAAUUGACAUUGUACCAUGAAACGGAAAGUUUAUGGACCUCAAUUUUCUGCUCUUUUUGAUUUUCAACAAGAAAUUGCUGUAAAAACAAAAAAAAACAAAUUUUUGGGUCCCACCACGAAAACCUGAAAGGUCCCAAAUUUCGAAAAUUCCGUGUUUUCAAUCAAUUUUAAGCCCUAAACUUGACGAUUUUUCAAUUUUCAGCUAGCAGUGACCGUAAUCCAAGCCGAAAACCUGCCCGGAAUGGACAUGAGCGGCACCUCCGACCCCUACGUAAAGCUCUACCUACUCCCCGAGAAGAAGAAAAAAGUCGAAACGAAGGUGCACAGAAAAACACUGAACCCCGUCUUCAACGAGACCUUCAUUUUCAAGGUCCCGUUCAACGAGAUCGGCAACAAAACGUUGGUCUUCAACAUCUACGACUUUGACCGCUUCUCGAAACACGACCAAAUUGGCCAAGUUUUGUUGGCCCUGGGGAAAAUCGACCUGGGCCAAGUCAUUGAGGAGUGGAAGGACAUCCAACCACCGCCGGAUGACAAGGAAGCAGUGAGUUUUUUGGGGGGAAAUGAGGAAAAUUUGAAUUUUUUGAUUGCACAGUGCGAUUUUUCGAAAUUGCAAAAUUUCGCACGGUGCAAGAAGAUAAAUUUUGCUUACUUUAUGAUGAUCGAAAAUUCAAAAAUUUUGCAAUAUGUAGAACAAAAACGGCUUGAAAAUUUCUGUCUAAUGCAGCCUUGAGAAGAUUGAAAAUGCGAAAAUUUUGCAAUGUCUAGAAAAAAUCGGCAUAAAAAUUUCUGUCUAAUGCAGCAUUAAAAAGUAAAAAAAAAAUUGCCGCACAGUGCGGAUUUUCAAAAGUGUCUAAAUUUCGCACUGUGCAAGAAGAUAAAUUUUGGUUACGUUAUGAUGGGUGAAAAUGCAAAUUUUGCGAACUUGUAGAAAAAAAUUGGCUCCAAAUUUCUGUCUAAUACGGCUUUACAGAGUAAAAAUUUUUUGUCGCACAGUGCGGAUUUUUUAAAAUUUCUAAAUUUUGCACGGUGCAAGAAGACAAAUUUUGUUUACUUUGUGAUGAUUGAAAAUGAAAACAUUUUGCAAUAGGAUGAAAAAAGAUUGGCUUCAAAUUUCUAUCUAAUGCAGCUUUAUAGAGUAAAAAAUUUUUACCGCACAGUGCGGAUUUUUAAAAGUUUCUAAAUUUUGCACGGUGCAAGAAGACAAAUUUUUGGCCACUUUAUGAAGAUUGAAAAUACGAAAAUUUUGCAAUGUUUAGAAAAAAUCGGCAUGAAAAUUUCUGUCUAAACCAGCAUUAAAAACUAAAAAGAUUGCCGCACAGUGCGGAUUUUUUUAAAUUUCUAAAUUUUGCACAGUGCAAAGCGUUAAAUUUCUUUGUACUGUGUCAGUUUGAUUUAUAGGAAGUCCUAAAUUUUCAGGAAAAAAAAAUAACUUUCAAAUUUCUUGCGCUCAAUUUUUGUACUAAAAUUUUUAGUGCACAGUGCAAAACUAAAAUUUUUUUUUCACAUUGCAAAUGUGAAAAAGAAAUUAAAAAUUCCUUAUUUUGCACUCUGUGUGGUGAAAAAUUUACCGACAGUUAGCGUAUUUGUACGUAUUUUACCAUCGUUUUUCAGGAGAAAUCGCUCGGUGAUAUUUGCUUCUCGCUGCGUUACGUUCCAACUGCCGGGAAGCUGACAGUGGUGGUUCUGGAAGCCAAGAACCUCAAAAAGAUGGAUGUUGGAGGUCUUUCCGGUGAGUUUUUUGAAACACAAUUGGGGGCUUAGAGUAAUUUUUUUUGAUGGGUAAAAUACGACCAAAAUAGAAACUUUUUUGAAAAUUUUGGGGUUUUCAUUACAGUGAAAUCAAAAUAAGUGACGGAAAUGGUGUCAUUGUGCCCAGAAAAGAUUUAUUUUAAGCACAGAAAAAAAUUUUGGAGACCCUUUUUUUGCACUGUGCAGUCCAAAAAAAUAUAAAAUUUGCACGGUGCGAAAGAUUUCAAAUCUCAAAAAUACGAAAAAUCGAAAAAUCAAGAGUAAAUAAAAUGCGACAUAUCUUAUUACAGCGAUUUUUGCAGUGUAAUGAGCUUUUGAGAGGGGAACCGGAUUUUGCACAGUGCAAUGAAAAUUUGUCGAAAAUCUUGGGUUUUUCAUCACUGUGUAAUCAAAAUAAGUGAUGGAAAUGAUGUCAAUGAGCCAAAAAAAAACUAUUUUACUAUAGAAAAAUUUUUUGGAGACAUUCUAUUUUUGCACGGUGCAGUCUAAAAAAACAUAAAAUUUGCACUGUGCAAAAAAUUUGAAAUCUCAAAAACUCCGAAAAAUCAAAAAUAGAGAGUAAAUUAAAAUAAGAAAUAUAAUUUUACCUCGAUAUCCAACUUUUACCUCGUUUAAUUCCUUUUUUUCAGACCCCUACGUCAAGAUCGUCCUAAUGCAGGGUGGGAAACGACUCAAGAAAAAGAAGACCUCCAUCAAGAAGUGCACUCUGAACCCCUACUACAACGAGUCCUUUAGUUUCGAAGUUCCGUUCGAACAAAUCCAAAAGGUCUCGUUGAUGAUCACCGUCAUGGAUUACGAUAAGCUCGGCUCCAACGACGCGAUUGGCCGUUGCAUUUUGGGAUGUUCGGCGACUGGUGCCGAGUUGAGGCACUGGAUGGACAUGUUGGCGUCGCCGCGACGUCCGAUCGCCCAAUGGCAUACGCUGGGGCCGGUUGAAGAUGAAAAACCGGAGCCCGCCAAGAGCUAA